UCGAUGGUUCCAUCGAUAGAUUUCCCAGCUCUAGAAGGGACGCCGCUGAAUUUUCGUUAAAAUAUUUAAUUUGUGUUAAUAACAAAAAAAAAAGAAGAAAUGCGUCCUCCAGAGUUUAAGCUAAAUAAUCCUCCUGAUGACCUGAUCUCGGCGGUUAAGUUUGGACCCAAGUCCAACCAAUAUAUGGCCGCGUCUUCCUGGGACGGAACACUGCGAUUUUACGAUGUGGCGGCAAAUCAAAUGCGCCAAAAAUUUGUGCAAGAUGUCCCCAUUUUGGAUUGCGCCUUCAUGGACAUCGUGCAUGUGGCCAGUGGGUCAUUGGACAAUACGUUGCGCCUGUUCGAUGUUAACACCCAGACAGAGACCGUGGUUGGAAGUCACGACGAGCCCAUCCGCUGCGUGGAGCAUGCUGAAUAUGUGAAUGGCAUCUUGACUGGCAGCUGGGAUAAGAAUGUCAAGUUAUGGGAUAUGCGUGAGAAACGCUGCGUCGGUUGCUUUGAACAAAACAAUGGCAAAGUCUACUCCAUGUCAGUGAUUGACGAGAAGAUUGUGGUGGCCACCUCCGAUCGCAAGGUGCUUAUUUGGGAUUUGCGUAAACUGGAUAGUUAUAUCAUGAAGCGGGAAUCGUCACUCAAGUAUCAAACGCGCUGCAUUCGACUGUUUCCCAACAAGGAAGGCUAUGUGAUGUCUUCCAUUGAAGGUCGUGUGGCAGUGGAGUAUCUGGAUCACGAUCCUGAGGUACAGCGACGCAAAUUUGCAUUUAAGUGCCACCGCAAGAGGGAUAACAACAUCGAAGAAAUCCAUCCCGUGAAUGCUUUAAGUUUCCACAAUGUCUAUCACACAUUUGCCACCGGCGGCUCCGAUUGCAUCGUCAACAUUUGGGACGGCUUCAACAAGAAGCGUUUAUGUCAGUUCCAUGAGUACGACACCUCAAUAUCUACGCUAAACUUUAGCUACGAUGGCAGUGCCUUAGCCAUUGGCUGCUCUUACCUGGAUCAGCAGCCUGAGACGCCUGCUACGGUGCCCCAUCCGACAAUUUAUAUACGUUACCCCACGGAUCAGGAAACCAAACAGAAAUAAUUCAUUCAAUCCAUGAGCACAGUUAAUAUUCAUAAUUAUAAUAUAUACAUAUAUACAAAAUCAGUUAA
Drosophila willistoni is the source of this 1148-nucleotide messenger RNA. It is a transcript of the gene Bub3, whose product is annotated as mitotic checkpoint protein BUB3. The transcript has a single exon. Gene Ontology annotation, cellular component: bub1-bub3 complex; mitotic checkpoint complex; kinetochore. Gene Ontology annotation, biological process: mitotic spindle assembly checkpoint signaling. The record is from RefSeq and is a predicted model, not a curated record. Bases 100 to 1080 code for a protein of 326 amino acids. NCBI's taxonomy places the organism in Eukaryota, Metazoa, Arthropoda, Insecta, Diptera, Drosophilidae. Gene Ontology annotation, molecular function: ubiquitin binding.